This is a messenger RNA of Amborella trichopoda, 1380 nucleotides long. The record is from RefSeq and is a predicted model, not a curated record. NCBI's taxonomy places the organism in Eukaryota, Viridiplantae, Streptophyta, Magnoliopsida, Amborellales, Amborellaceae.
UCUGAGAGACCACCUGUACAUCGAUUAAGUGGAGCCACUCGAGCUCUAAAAAGUCCUUCCACUGUGAGAUUACAAAUAUGCAAGGCAGCGAGCAAUCAGACACGCAAUUGGUGAUUGAUGUAGUUAAUGGGAAUGUCAGAUUGGACCCAGAGGAGGGGGAGGUAGAGGAAUGAAAAAAUCGUUGCCUUUACAAAAUCCCGUCCUUCCUCCAAGAGAUCCAUAAAGGGGCCUUCAGUCCCAGGCUGGUUUCGCUGGGCCCAUUCGACCAUGGCAGCCCUCACCUGCAACUCAUGGAGCGCCACAAGCGUCGUGCGCUCCGCAAAUUCCUUUAAUGCUCGGGACACCCGGUCGGUGUCUACCUCGAGGCCCUCCGAGCUGUGGAGCAGAAGCUCAGGGCCUGCUAUGAGUGGCCUGAUGAGCUGCCAGGAAUGGAGAGCCCCAAGUUCCUUAACAUGAUGCUGCUCGACGGCUGCUUCUUGCUUGAACUCCACCGCACCACCAUGGAUGAGGACACAUCAGGCUAUGCAGACGAUGACCCGGUCUUCGGCCCCAAAAGGGCGGACUUCACGGACAACAUUGGUUACGACUUGGCGCCGUUGGAAAACCAAAUCCCGUUGCUGGUCUUACAGACUUUGUUGGACCCCUCGGGGGAACGCUCCUAUGCUGCCGCUGAGGCGCAAAAAGGUGGCUCAUGAGCUCCACUUCAAUGAUAAGUACACUUCGAUGCGGGACCGUAGCGGGAUGCAUCCGCUGCAUAUUUGCCAAAUGUUGUCGCAAUCGCCGUGGGGGAAGUUGCCUGAGGUUGAAGAGGGGCUAAGAAACCCGGAGCCGUAUCACAAGAAGGUACCAUCAGCCACGGCGCUACAUGACGCCGGGGUGAAGUUCCAAGUGAUCCCGAGUGAUUCCAACAUGGGCAUCGGUUUCGACGGCGGGGUGCUGAAGCUACCAUGUCUAGUCAUUACCCAAGCCACGGAAACCUUUCUAUUGAAUGUGAUGCCGUUCGAGCAAUUGCAUGUGGACAUGGAUAAUCCUAUCAGCUCAUUUGUAAACUUGAUGGAUAAUCUGAUAGACGAAGCCAAAAGACGUCCAACGGCUAGUAGAUUCAGGUAUAAUAGAAAAUAGGAUGGAAAGUGAUCAGGAGGUGGCUGAGCUCUUCAAUCGGGUCACUAAGGGAAUGGCCUUUUCUGAGAAUUCCCACCUGAAGGGGGUGCGGAUGGCUGAUCUGCCAUUGCAAGAAGAGUUAAAACCUGUGGAGGGCUCGCUUCGUCAACACCUACCUUCGCGACUCGUGGGCGGUUAUAGCGUUGCUGGCAGCAGUGCUCUUGCUGUGUCUAACAUUGAUUCAAACUGUGUAUUCGGUGCUCAGUUAUAUUAAAUAGU